AUGCGACUCCUAACACGGUUUGUAGGCGCCAUCGUCUUUGCCGUAAUCGAAACGUGUGUCUUUGUGUUGGUCGUGGUGGCAACGCCACUCGAGCAGUUCGAGGAAAGAUCCGUCGUGGGAACGGGCUGCUAUACCCUCUUCGGCCACAAGCAGCGAUGCCGCCAGCUGCACGUCACACGCACGGGAACUGCGGCGUUCCACUGUGCAGAGCGGCGGGACUACGUGAUCGUCAGCGCCGUCUUUGCCGUCCUCUCCAUCGCCGUGACGCUCGCAGCGAUGGUGUUGGCAAUUCUGAUGGUGCUGCGCAUCCCAUGUGCGGUUCUCCUUCCUCUGGUGCUCUCGUGCAUCGCUUCCGCAACGACGGUGGUGAGCUGGGCUUGUCUAGCCGUGGUGUACAAUCGACAGAUGUGUGUGCGGCGCAGUCCCUUCAAGCUUGCUGUUCAGUACGGCACUGGCUUUGGAAUGAUGGUGACGGCCGCGUGUUUGCAGCUCGUUGAUCUAACGCUUCUCUGCGUGCUUGGCUUUGCGUGA
This is a messenger RNA of Leptomonas pyrrhocoris, 531 nucleotides long. RefSeq names its product amastin-like surface protein-like protein. The record is from RefSeq and is a predicted model, not a curated record. Lineage: Eukaryota; Euglenozoa; Kinetoplastea; Trypanosomatida; Trypanosomatidae. The coding region runs from base 1 to 531 and encodes 176 amino acids. The transcript has a single exon.